AGGGGAGGAAGCCCGGCCUUCGGCCCUUGCUGAUGAGGCCCGGGCCACGUUGGCCUUGGGGACUGUGCGGCCCUAGGGGCCUGAAAGGAAAGGCAGCGCGCGUAGGGAAGGGGUCUAGAAUUCUCGGGCGGUGAAACCAGGAUUCGGUCCCGGGCUCUGGCGGAGACCGGGGGAUCCAGGGGAGGCCGCAGCGGAAGCUCAGAGUUGGGCCUGCUUUGGCCUUCUGGGGCCGCGGCGCAGGUGGGACUCCUGCGUUCGCUCAGGGCCCGUUCCAGAGGCCAUUCCCCUCCCUUGGUGUUGCCUGCUGGGCCAUCCAAGUCUCUGGAACCCAACUCUGAGACCAGAGCGCGGGAAUCUGAGCCGAGCGGAGUCCCACGGGGCCCCAGGAUGGGGGAGGGCGUGUCUGAUGACUCGGUGCCUAAACAGGGAGGGGAGGAGAAGGCAGCGUGAGGUGGUCAGAAAAAAGGAUCUCCCUCCUGCAACCCUAACUUUUGCAAGAUACUUUUUCCUCCCCGACUACUACUCCAGACUACAAGGCUAAAUUUUGCCACAGAUUUUACUCCACCCCCACCCCUAGUUUAUGCCUGUGGGUUUUUUCCCUCACGCACAGUACUCUCCUCCGCGUGGACCCGGGGACCCAGACACCUAUGUCAGCUGGUUUUUGCUGUUUUCCUCACUCCUCGGGGUAGCCAACUUUGGGCUGCGUUUGCCUAUCCAAAGAAAGUUUCUUCAGCUAAAUUUUCUCUUUAACCCUCCUUCCCAGGCCUCCUAAACUUAGCUGUACACCUAUUUUCUCCCCCACUCUCUGGAGGCCCUCACCAUGGAACUUGUAGCCCCCACAUUUCCACAGGUCCCUGGGCCUCUUGGCCUAACUUUGCCCCUAACUUUCUUAGCCCGCACUCCCCUUACUAUUCUUUCUGUUCCUGAUUUUUCUCUCGAAUUCUCCUGCUCUCACGAGCCAAAAACAAACAAAAACCCCUCCAGCCCAACCGGUUGAACUCUAUGCCUUGGUAUCUCUCUCCUUCUCUUUACCCUUCCACGUAUCUGGACAUUUCGCCUCGGGUUUUCCUGUUUUGCUCUAGGCAUCAAUCUACCGGAUCAAUCAAAAUUUUCUCUCUAAUCCGACUCCCAUCAAACAAAUAUUUCUCUUUACUCGCCUAACCCCAAUUAAACUAAACUUUAGGCAGAUAAUAUUUUCUUUUUCAAAUCCUCGUUACAUCCAUCUGAACCAGUGACUUUCAACCUUUGUUUAAAAAAUGUUUUUUUCCCCAUCGGAACUGCUGAUUCAAACGAAAUCGUACACCCAACGCGUAAAUCAGGUCCUGACAUGGAGCUGCGCUCGGAACUGCCCAGCGUGCCCAGCGCAGCGACGGCGGCGGCGACAGCGACGGGGCCGCCCGUGGCGUCUGUGGCGUCGGUGGCAGCUGCAGCCGCAGCGGCCGCCUCGCUACCGGUGAGCGUGGCGGGCGGCUUGUUACGGGCGCCGCCGCUAUUGUUGCGGGCGGCGGAGAAGUACCCGCGGACCCCCAAGUGCGCGCGCUGCCGCAACCACGGCGUUGUGUCGGCGCUCAAGGGCCACAAACGCUACUGCCGCUGGAAGGACUGCCUGUGCGCCAAGUGCACGCUUAUCGCCGAGCGCCAGCGCGUCAUGGCGGCGCAGGUGGCGCUGCGCAGGCAACAGGCGCAGGAAGAGAACGAGGCGCGCGAGCUACAGCUGCUGUACGGCACUGCUGAGGGUCUGGCUCUGGCCGCUGCCAACGGUAUCAUCCCGCCGCGACCCGCCUACGAGGUCUUCGGCUCUGUGUGCGCCGCCGACGGCGGGGGGCCAGGAGCCGCAGCGCCAGUGGUGACCGGCGGCGGCGCAGCGGGCGCCGGGAGCUCAGAGGCCAAGUUACAGAAGUUUGACCUGUUCCCCAAGACACUGCUACAGGCAGGCCGCCCGGGCAGCCCACCGCCGCCACCCGGGAAGCCCUUAUCACCAGACGGUGCAGACUCGGGUCCCGGGACAUCGUCUCCGGACGUGCGGCCGGGCUCGGGCUCCGAGAACGGCGAUGGCGAGUCCUUUUCGGGGUCACCCCUGGCCCGGGCCUCCAAGGAGGCAGGUGGCAGCUGCCCGGGCAGCGCUGGCCCCGGAGGCGGCGGCGAAGAGGACAGUCCGGGCUCCGCCAGCCCUCUGGGCUCGGAAUCCGGUUCGGAGGCCGACAAAGAAGAGGCAGAGGCUGCGCCCGCGUCAGUGCUGGGCGGGGGCCCGGGUCCACGGCAGCGGACGCCGCUGGACAUCUUGACGCGCGUCUUCCCGGGCCACCGGCGAGGCGUCCUGGAGCUGGUGUUGCAGGGCUGCGGUGGCGACGUAGUGCAAGCCAUCGAGCAAGUGCUGAACCACCACCGUGGGGGCCUGGUGGCCGGCCUCGGCCCCGCCGCGCCCCCUGAUAAGGCCGCGGUGGGUGCCGUAGCAGCUGCGGAGGACGGGUGGCCAGGCCGCGUCGACGCCGCCGCUGCGGGAGGACCCGGGCUGCCCGCGCCGCUGCAGCCGGGCCCCGCUGCACCUCCGCACCACAGACCUUUGCUGGCCGGCGCCAUGGCUCCCGGGGCGCUGGGCUCGCUGAGCAGCCGCUCGGCCUUCUCUCCUCUGCAGCCCAACGCCAGUCACUUCGGCGCCGACGCAGGUGCUUACCCGCUGGGUGCGCCUCUCGGCCUCAGCCCCCUGCGCCUGGCCUACUCCGCGGCGGCGGCGCACAGCCGCGGCCUGGCCUUCAUGGCUCCUUACUCCACGGCCGGCCUGGUGCCCACACUCGGCUUCCGCCCUCCCAUGGACUACGCCUUCAGUGAUCUCAUGCGCGACCGCUCGGCUGCCGCCGCUGCUGUGCACAAGGAGCCGACCUACGGCGGCGGCCUGUACGGCCCUAUGGUCAAUGGCGCCCCUGAAAAGCAGUAGGGUAAGGGCCCUGGCAGCCGGGCGGCCCCCAAACUGGGACCCAGCCUUGUCCCCGCGGGCCGCCGGCCCCUCUUCGCCCGGUGUGCUCUCUGCGCUCUGACCCAGGGGUGGCCCUCUCCGCUCCAAGGUGGUUUUCAGUUUUGUUUUGAAGGGUGGGUGGGGAGAGCUGAGCAAAGGGGAGCAGCUACAGAGGCAGAUCUUCUCAGAGGAGGUGCGCGGCCCGGAUCCUCUCUCCCCUCUCCAAGGUGCAUCCCCUCUCCAAGGCUUCCCAGCUCUUCCAAAGGCGACAAAUCUGAAUUCAGAGGCUGCGGCCGCCGUGCACGCCCCUGCCUCUCAUUUAGCUACACCCAUCCUGCCCGCCAGUCUGCGCGCUCAAAUGGAUGGCAGGAUAGUCCGCGAGUCUGUCUUCUGUGUCUCCCCCUCCGUUUAAGAAUUUUAAAUAUGCGCUCUAACAAAUAUAAAUUUAGGAUGUAUAAAUCUCUUGGCACUGAGUCGAGUCUUUGGGACACAUAUAUAUCGAUAUCAAUUGUACAAAAAAAGGAAACAAGUUCUAAGGUGCACUUUCCUCGUUUCGGUAUUUGUCGCUCUCUUUGUUGCUUAUGCCGAUAAGCAUGGGUUUCCUUGGUGCAGUGUGAGUUUUUAUACAUGUAUAAAUCUAUAUGUAAUUAUACAUAUAUAUACAAGCCAGUGUAUAAUGUUAUAAAAUGGAAUUCUAAGUUAUUAAUUGUAAUCUGUAGGUGACCUCGGUAUUAACGUGAAGAAUAUUCAAAAACAAGCAAAAAAAACGGACAAAAUGGAAAAAAAAUUAGACUAUGCGCGAAUUGUACUUAUCAGGUUUUAUAGAUUAAAUAUAUUGUAAACUCGGGACGAAUACUGCACACCCGCCCCUCUGCCUGGGCCGGUCUCUCCCUAAGGAGCCGUCAAGAUGCGAAUUGAAGCAGAAACAGAGCGACGUGUGACUGAGCCAGACCCGUCUGCCCGAAGGCCCAUCCCGGUCUCCUUGGACUCGCCAAACGCCCUAGGGCCGGCGGCGGGGAACGCUGCUGCAGAGAAUGGCUCACUUUGUGCUUUUCUUUGCAUAGACAUGAGCUAGAAAUAAAUGUUAUUUUCUAAGAAAACAACACUGAAUCCCGUCCCGCUCCUCGGGCGGCCGGAUUGAAAAGGUCUUGAUUUCCCACUCGGGCAGCGGUGCCAGGGAGAAACUUGACCGAAGUCCGGCUGGUGCUCGGACCCUCGGAGGUGCGGGGCGAGGAAGGGCCUCGGGGAGCGAUGCCGGACGGAUGAGAACUCCGGGAGGAGCGGCGCCCGCUGCGCUUCGCAGACCCGGGUCCCUCCCACUCCCGGCUUGGGCGCGCGGGCUGCGGCAGGGUGGCCUCGCCAGUGUCCUCGGUCCCUGGAUCGCGAGCCUUCCCCGAAUCCUGCGAGGCUCGCAGCAGGUUCCAGUUCUCCCCGGGGCUCACAUUUGGGCGCAGCUUGGGUCUCCCACUGCGCGCCUCCCUUCUCAGAGAGGUUUGGCACCAAGGACGGCGGAAGUAGCAGCUGGGGAGGGAAGACUGCGACCGUUCUCCCACAGAGAGUUAUUUUCGGGUGUUACUGGGAGUUCUUUUGGGGGUGGUGGGGUGCUGCUCUCACCUGAGGCAGUGUAAUCCGAGAGUGGAGGUGAGGACGCGCCUUCCAGCGAGACCUCACUUUGCACCCCUUUUACUUUCCCUCCUUACGCGGAUCUGAGCAAAUGAGGGGAUCCCGGGCCGACCCUCUACUCAGGCGGUCAUCCUGCUCCCGACAGGGUGACUCCCCCUCUUCGGAAAACAGGGUGCCCCCUCCCCUAAGCUGGCCCCGGCGACUUCCCAAGGUAAACUUCUGGGGCCGGCUCGAGUUCCGCCAGGCGGUGAA
Messenger RNA from Rhinolophus ferrumequinum (greater horseshoe bat), 4828 nucleotides. It is a transcript of the gene DMRTA2, whose product is annotated as DMRT like family A2. Gene Ontology annotation, molecular function: protein binding; RNA polymerase II cis-regulatory region sequence-specific DNA binding; DNA-binding transcription factor activity, RNA polymerase II-specific. Lineage: Eukaryota; Metazoa; Chordata; Mammalia; Chiroptera; Rhinolophidae. Gene Ontology annotation, cellular component: nucleus. Gene Ontology annotation, biological process: germ cell development; regulation of transcription by RNA polymerase II; sex differentiation. The record is from RefSeq and is a predicted model, not a curated record. Bases 1328 to 2935 code for a protein of 535 amino acids. The transcript is spliced from 3 exons.